Molecule: messenger RNA, 3999 nt
Organism: Geodia barretti
Lineage: Eukaryota; Metazoa; Porifera; Demospongiae; Tetractinellida; Geodiidae
Source: the annotation of a GenBank genome assembly
CGUUCCAAAUAAAGCGCAUUCAACAGUGACGGUGUUGUUUUGCUUGGUUCGUUCGUUUUUUGGAGCGUUUCGUCAGCACGCGCAGAGCUGGUUGAUCUCCUCCGUGCUACUGGGAGGAUUAUCUCCUUCUCUCCUUCCCCGCUAGCUAGCUGCAGGAGGAUAUUCAGGAGGGAGAGAUGGACGGCGCGCAGUACCCCGACUUGGGGGACAUGUCCAUCGAAGAGAGCGACCCUCUCCCGCCGCUGCAGAGCACCGUCACCAAGAGCCGGCUCCCUCCUCCCAAACGGCCGCCACCACCCCGCUCCGCCUCGGCUCCUAGCAGCAUGAUAACGGGCUCCACUCCGAAGGUCCCUCCCUAUGAAUCCAGCACUAGCACGUCUCUCAACACCGCAACGAUGCUGCCGUCUGCAUCCUUCCCAGAGAACACCUGCAUGGCUUCCUCUCCGUUCUCCUCGCCGUCCCUCUCGGAUGGCGCCCCCCGGCAGAUAGCCCCGCUGAAGCCGCACGAAGUCCGCUGGUUCUACGAGGAGUCGGGGAAGGCGUGGACUCCGUUCAACGGGCACGACUCGCUGUGUCUCGAAGACUGCUAUCAGAGACUGCAGAGACAGAGGGGUAGUGGGGGGGAGUGUGACGUCUCCGUCCUGGGAGACACGUACGAGGCCAACUUGGCCGACAAGAUGUGCAAACCCAUAUACUGGACUGACAAACCAAGGAAGAUACUGCGUGGGACGUGGUUCGAGGUGUCCAGUGAAAAGUGGUAUCCACUGGAGGAACAGGAUAGCAUUCUGGUGGAGAAGGAACACUGUAGAAUGAGCUGGAGAAAUAGGGCCUCAGAGCAGCAGAGACUAAAGAAAGUAUCAGCCGGAUCACCAGCUGACUCCAGCAAGCCUUGUGAAACUGUGAUGAACAGACUGUCCCUGGAGAAGUACGAGGUGCUGUGGAUGGCCAACGACACCAUAUUCAAACAGAAGAAAGAGAUAACCUCGCAGCUGUGGAGCAUGGUGGGAGAGAGGCUGGGGAAGGGACAGGCGUACGGGGCUGCAAGGCUGCAGCGAGGCUACAAGGACGCGGCGUCUCACGAACACCGAGAACCUCCCAUUGGCCAUCUGGUCCUCAUAGUCCACGGCAUCGGGCAGAACAUGGAGUCGUCAGACAUCUGCAAAGACAGCAACAGUCUCCGUAGUACGUGUGCCCAGGUGGCCAAAAAGAAGUUCCCAGAGGAUUGGGCCCACGGUCGGGUGGAGUUCCUGCCCUGUGAGUGGAGAACAUGGCUAACUCUCGACAAAGGAGUGAUAAACACAAUAACCCCACAGGGACUCAAAAUGGUCAGAGGUGUCAUCAAUGACACAGUACUGGAUGUCAUGUUUUACCUCAGCCCCAAAUAUGGACCCGAAAUAAUGGACGGUCUCCGGUUCAGCAUCAACAAGCAGUACAGGGAGUUCAUGAAGAGGAACCCCAAUUUCUCGGGGACAGUCAGCGUGUUUGCCCAUUCCCUGGGCAGUGUACUGGUGUAUGAUCUACUGCUGGAGACGUGCGAGGAGAGGGGAGUCCAGCACUCUGACCUACACACAAAUACAGAGGUGAGUGAGGGAGAGACGGGAAAGGGGAGUCAGCCCAAGAAGAAGAAGGCUGUGGAGAACCCGAGAGAGGUCAAGUACAGUCGCAGUGGGCACUCCCUCACCUCCAGUCUCCAAUCAUCCACCUCUCCUCACCAGCACUCCCCCGCCGGAGGAGAGGAUGAGAUUGACUUCAGAGUUGGAGGAGAUGGAGAGGAGGAGGGAGAAGGUCCAGUUAGCAACGGAUCCAUUGAUCCCCAGGCUUCACGGAGGGCUGAGCUGGCGAGACUGAAACAGAGGGUGGCUGAGCUAGAGAGCCAACUGGGGAUGCGCAAGAAGAGAGGACUGAAAUUCACUAUUGACCAUUUCUUUGCUGUUGGUUCUCCUCUGCCGCUGUUCCUGGUAAUGAGGGAGCAUGAUUGCCUCAUCAAGAAGGGGCACCGCGGGGCCGCCAGCCUCCUGCCCACCUGCAUCUGCAAGAGGGUCCACAACCUCCAUCACCCAGCUGACCCCAUCGCAUAUCGUCUGGAGCCACUCGUAAACUCGCUGUAUGCCCAGGUCAAACCAGUCAAACUGGACUCAGCUAGCUCCAAACCCAGCAAGGACAUGGUCGACCUGGCCCAGGGUCCACAGACAGAGAAACCUGUGGCUCCUAUGAACAAGGGCUGGUCCUUCCCUCUCUUCUCGUCCAAGAAGACAGAACCGCCUCCCCAGACCAAAGUUCCAGACGGUGUAAGUCUUGAAAGAUUUUUUCAUUUUAUAGGUUCCUUGUGUUGAGGAAUAAAUUUUUUAGUUAAAGGGAAUGUGUCAGUACCUAAGGGCUAAAUUUAGAAAUGUUCCUAAAGUUACUAAAGAUAGAAUUAAACAAUAGGGCCCAGUGAAAGAAUGCAAUUAAGUUUCCAUUUUCAGUAACAGUUUCUAAAUUUAGCUUUACAUUUCCUGUAUAUAGUGGCAGGUAAGAUCUCUCUGUUUCUCUGUUGUAAAGUUCCAGACGCAGUAAGUGUGGAAGAUUUUGAGAGUUUUGAGAUAUAGUACCAAGGAUCCUUUAAAAAUCGUUGUAGCUUGCAGUGAUGGAGGAUAAAAUAGAGACUGCACUAGGGAGGCCUUUUUUAUUAAAUUAUACUCACGGGAGUGUUAGAAUUAUUAAGACGAAUUGAGGUAUGAACAAACUUUCAUUGGCAUGUUUUGUUCGGUUUUUCUUUUGUGUUAAAGAGAUGUGGUAGAGACGAAAGGUUGGAGAGAAAUGGGAAGUAAAGGCGAGAUAGGGGGUUAAAUGCUGAAACGGAUAUUGGGUAAAGAAGUCAGAGCGAAAUAGGGGCGAAGAAGAAAGGCCAGGGGGCAAGAAAUGUCAAGAUUGUGAUAGGGAGUAAAGAAGAACAGGCUGAAGUGAGAUGGAGGUGAAUUAGAAACGCGUAGGGGGAAGAGAGAAUGGUUGGGGCAGGAUAUGGGGGAAAUAGGGAGAGAUGAAAGGUUUAAGAAUUCUUAUGAAGGAGUUUUGCUGGGGCAUAUUUUUAUGGAGGCUGCUGCAAUUUCCAAGAAAGUAAACCAUUUCAGGAGGGCCCUCGAUCAAAGAAAUCCUGAUUGUUGUAAUGCCGCAAAACACUAGCAACCUAAUGAUAGGUGAUUUCUUGCACUACUUUGCGUGACACAAGCAACUCGGCUGGUCUUUCCCUACAGACCGGGAAGAUGCCUUGCUUGUCGUGUGGUGGCCACUGUCCGUGAUAGUUUUUGUGUUUGAUAGUUUUGAAGCGGAGGUUACUGUGUUGCAGCAUAUGGAAGUGCGUGGCCAUGAACAAAGGGCACGGUUGAUCUUGUAGCAACAUUCAUGGUUACUGUAAGCAUACACGUUGUAUAUCACUGGAUGGACAUGGUUCUAUGUCACAGUUGCUUGUAUUUACAGGUCGUGAACGAUGACAAGCUGUUCGUUGGGGGAGAUCGUUUAAAGGAACGCCUGGAUUUCGUGAUGAAAGAGAGUGUGACAGACAUCAGCUACAUCAGCUCCAUCAUGGCCCACUUCUCCUACUGGAGCUCACAGGACUGUGCCCAGUACUUGCUGCUACAGCUCUAUACCUACAAGCCAACUGGUCAAUAGGUCCAUGGCUAUAACAUAUUUAUGUUCCUCUGCAUCAUUAUGAUGAUGCGGGUUUUUGCUGUGGUUUUCUAUUAGUGUAUAAUGUUUUAUAUCCUCGUUGAAAGAUGAAAUAACCAUGCGGGUGUAUUAUGUGAAGUUGCUGGUUUUUUUGGGUUUCUUGUGCAUAGUGAGCGCAGCAGAGAUCUAUACGAUGACACACUUGAACUAAAUUGAAGCAGGGAACAUUAGGUGUGCAGACGACAUGCAACAACUGUUCACUUCACCAAGUGGUGGAACUACAUGUACUCGAGGAGUGUUGUAUAUACAGUGGCUAACUUAGCAGGUUUAGUGCGUUGCUUGUUGCUAGUCGGU